AUGGAGAUCUUCUCCUUCCUCUUCCUUUCCCUUCUCUUCCCUCUCUGUCUCUACUUCGCUAGAGAAAAGUCCCGCGAAACCAACAAAGGCUUCAGAGUCUACCCUUUCAUCAGAACCUUACCGGAAUUCCUUAAAAACCGCCACCGGUUCCUCGACUGGACCACCCAAGUACUCCGCGAAUGCCCAAACAACACCGCCGUCUUCGCCCAUUUCUAUAAAACCCACUCCGUUCUAACCGCCAACCCCGCCAACGUGGAACACAUGCUAAAAACCCAAUUCCAAAACUACCCAAAGGGCGAACGUUUCAUCCACCUCCUCCAAGACUUCCUGGGCCACGGAAUCUUCAACUCAGAUAGCGAACUCUGGAAGGUGCAGCGGAAAGUCGCCAGCUAUGAGUUCAGCACCAAAUCACUCCAUAACUUCAUCGUCAACACCGUCACCGAGGAACUUCAAAACAGACUUCUUCCAAUUCUCUCCAAAUCCUCACAGACAAACAGGGUCCUCAAUUUGCAGGACCUCCUCGAGCGCUUCGCCUUCGACAACGUCUGCAAGCUAGCCUUCAAUGUCGACCCCGCCUGUCUCGGUGGCGACGGCGCUUCCGGCGCCGAGUUCAUGCGCGCUUUCGAGGACGCCGCCGAGCUGAGUUCACAGAGGUUCAUGUGCGUGACACCGUUUAUUUGGAAACUAAAGAAACUGUUCAACGUUGGAUCAGAAGGAAGGCUCAGAGAAUCAAUCAUCUCCGUCCACGAGUUCGCUGACUCCAUCAUACGGUCCACAUUGGAAGCCAAGGAGCCCACCGGCGACGGCGAAGAUUUACUUUCGAGGUUCAUCAAAGCAGAGGAGAGCUCCCCAGAGUUUCUCCGCGACGUUGUGAUAAGUUUCAUUCUCGCCGGACGUGACACGACGUCGUCCGCGCUCACCUGGUUCUUCUGGAUUCUCUCUUCCAGACCUCACGUGCGGAGAAAAAUUCGCGAUGAAAUCGCAAGGGUUCGGUCGGGCACCCGCGGCGUUGGCGUGUUCAGUUACGAUGAGCUGAGGGAGAUGCAGUACUUACACGCGGCAAUUUCGGAGACAAUGAGGUUGUAUCCGCCCGUGCCGAUUGACUCGAAGGAGUGUCUGAACGGCGACGUUUUGCCUGAUGGAACGAAGAUUGGGAAGGGAUGGUUCGUAACGUACCACGCGUACGCAAUGGGGAGGAUGGAGAGCGUGUGGGGAAAAGACUGCACGGAAUUUAAUCCCGAAAGGUGGUUGGAGAAUGGCGCCUUCCGACCGGAGAGUCCGUUUCGUUUUCCGGUAUUUCACGCAGGUCCCCGGACGUGUCUUGGCAAAGAAAUGGCUUAUAUUCAGAUGAAGUCGAUCGCAGCUUCCGUGAUGGAGAGGUUUGAGAUUGAGGCACUUAAUAACGACACGUGUGCAGAACCUGUGUUGUCUUUGACCCUCAGGAUGAAGGGAGGGUUGCCAGUGAGGGUAAGAGCAAGGGAUGGCUUCUAA
This is a messenger RNA of Sphenostylis stenocarpa, 1491 nucleotides long. The record is from the annotation of a GenBank genome assembly. Lineage: Eukaryota; Viridiplantae; Streptophyta; Magnoliopsida; Fabales; Fabaceae.